Molecule: messenger RNA, 8875 nt
Organism: Microtus oregoni (creeping vole)
Lineage: Eukaryota; Metazoa; Chordata; Mammalia; Rodentia; Cricetidae
Gene: Rc3h2
Product: ring finger and CCCH-type domains 2
Exons: 22
Coding region: 299-3865 (1188 amino acids)
Molecular function (GO): metal ion binding
Source: RefSeq, a predicted model, not a curated record
GGAGGGAGGGAGGAGGAGGCCCCGUCGCGGCCUUCGCCGCCGCCAACGGGGCUGUCCCUGUAGCUCCCGAUGGAGUUUGAGGCCCUGAAACCGCCGCCGAGCUCUGCCCCGGCGAGACGAGGCGCCUCCGUCGCCAAGCCGCGCCGUCGCGGGGUCCCCGGGAGCGGCCCUUAGCGAUCCCGCCCGGGCCCCUCAGUACCGGGGAUUGAAUUUAAAGCUUCACAAACAUUAGCUUAUAAAACACUACACAGCAAAAUAAUGAUAUGCUAGAUUGCUAACUCGAGCAUCAGCUUCCACAAUGCCUGUGCAGGCAGCUCAAUGGACAGAGUUUCUGUCCUGUCCAAUCUGCUAUAAUGAAUUUGAUGAGAAUGUGCACAAACCCAUCAGUUUAGGUUGUUCGCAUACAGUUUGCAAGACCUGCUUGAAUAAACUUCACCGAAAAGCGUGUCCUUUUGACCAAACUGCCAUAAACACAGACAUUGAUGUGCUCCCUGUCAACUUUGCACUUCUUCAGUUAGUUGGAGCCCAGGUGCCAGAUCAUCAAUCAAUAAAAUUAAGUAAUCUAGGUGAGAAUAAACACUAUGAAGUGGCAAAAAAAUGUGUUGAAAAUUUGGCACUCUACUUAAAACCACUAAGUGGAGGUAAAGGUGUAGCUAGUUUGAACCAGAGUGCCCUAAGCCGUCCAAUGCAAAGGAAGCUAGUUACACUUGUAAACUGUCAACUGGUGGAGGAAGAAGGUCGUGUCAGAGCUAUGCGAGCGGCCCGUUCACUAGGAGAAAGAACUGUGACAGAACUGAUUCUGCAGCACCAGAACCCUCAGCAGCUUUCUGCCAACCUGUGGGCUGCCGUCAGGGCUCGAGGAUGCCAGUUUCUAGGACCAGCUAUGCAAGAAGAAGCCUUGAAGUUAGUAUUGCUAGCACUGGAAGAUGGUUCUGCCCUCUCAAGGAAAGUUCUGGUACUUUUUGUUGUGCAAAGACUAGAACCAAGAUUUCCUCAGGCAUCAAAAACAAGCAUUGGUCAUGUUGUGCAGCUACUGUAUCGAGCUUCUUGUUUUAAGGUUACUAAAAGGGAUGAAGACUCUUCCCUGAUGCAGCUAAAAGAGGAAUUUCGAAGUUAUGAGGCACUGCGCAGAGAACAUGAUGCCCAAAUUGUUCACAUUGCCAUGGAAGCAGGACUCCGUAUUUCACCUGAGCAGUGGUCCUCACUGCUGUAUGGGGACUUGGCUCAUAAAUCACACAUGCAAUCUAUCAUUGAUAAGCUUCAGUCUCCAGAAUCAUUUGCAAAGAGUGUCCAAGAAUUGACAAUUGUUUUGCAACGAACAGGUGACCCAGCUAAUUUAAAUAGACUGAGACCUCAUUUAGAACUUCUUGCAAACAUAGACCCUAAUCCAGAUGCUGUUUCUCCAACUUGGGAACAGCUGGAAAAUGCAAUGGUAGCUGUUAAAACAGUGGUUCAUGGUCUUGUGGACUUCAUACAAAACUAUAGUAGAAAAGGCCACGAGACACCCCAGCCCCAGCCCAACAGCAAGUACAAAACCAGCAUGUGCCGAGAUUUGCGACAACAAGGGGGUUGUCCACGAGGAACAAAUUGUACAUUUGCCCAUUCUCAGGAAGAACUUGAAAAGUACCGAUUGAGGAACAAAAAGAUGAGUGCAACUGUAAGAACAUUCCCUCUUCUGAAUAAAGUUGGUAUAAACAGCACUGUUACAACCACAGCCGGAAAUGGCAUUUCGGUCAUAGGAAGUACUGAAACAUCUGGGAAAAUUGUUUCAAGUACAAAUGGAAUUUCAAAUGCAGAAAACAGUGUUUCCCAGCUAAUCCCAAGAAGCACUGACAGUGCGCUUAGAACUCUGGAGACUGUGAAGAAAGUCGGGAAAGUUGGCACUAAUGGACAGAACCCUGCUGGGCCCUCUGCAGAGUCUGGAUCUGAAAAUAAAAUUGGUUCUCCUCCGAAGACUCCUGUAAGUAAUGCAGCAGCUACCUCCACUGGGCCCUCUAAUUUUGGAACAGAGUUAAGCUCUGUGCCUCCCAAAUCCAGCCCAUUUCUAACUAGAGUUCCAGUAUAUCCUCAGCAUUCUGAAAGCAUUCAGUAUUUUCAGGACCCAAGGACUCAGAUACCCUUUGAAGUCCCACAAUACCCACAAACAGGAUACUACCCACCACCUCCAACGGUACCAGCUGGUGUGACUCCUUGUGUUCCUCGCUUUGUGAGGUCCAGUAAUGUUCCAGAGUCCUCCCUCCCACCUGCUUCCAUGCCAUAUGCUGAUCAUUACAGUACAUUUUCCCCUCGAGACCGAAUGAAUUCUUCUCCUUACCAGCCUCCUCCUCCGCAGCAGUACGGACCAGUUCCUCCAGUACCUUCUGGAAUGUAUGCUCCUGUGUAUGACAGCAGGCGCAUCUGGCGCCCAGCUAUGUACCAACGAGAUGACAUUAUUAGAAGCAAUUCUUUACCUCCAAUGGAUGUGAUGCACUCAUCUGUCUAUCAGACAUCUUUACGGGAAAGAUAUAAUUCAUUAGAUGGAUAUUAUUCAGUGGCUUGUCAGCCACCAAAUGAGCCAAGGACGACUGUGCCUUUACCAAGGGAGCCUUGUAGUCAUUUGAAGACCAGUUGUGAGGAACAGAUAAGAAGAAAGCCAGAUCAGUGGGCACAGUACCAUACCCAGAAAGCACCUGUCUCUUCAACUCUUCCUGUGGCAACACAGUCACCAACACCACCUUCUCCUCUAUUCAGUGUAGACUUCCGAACAGAUUUCUCUGAGAAUGUGAGUGGCACAAAAUUUGAGGAAGACCAUCUUUCCCAUUAUUCUCCCUGGUCUUGUGGCACCAUAGGCUCUUGUAUAAAUGCCAUUGAUUCAGAGCCCAAAGACGUAAUCGCUAAUUCAAAUGCUGUGCUAAUGGACCUGGACAGUGGGGAUGUUAAGAGAAGAGUUCAUUUAUUUGAAACUCAGAGAAGGACAAAAGAAGAAGACCCAAUUAUUCCCUUUAGUGAUGGACCCAUUAUCUCAAAAUGGGGUGCAAUUUCCCGAUCCUCCCGAACAGGUUACCAUACAACAGAUCCCAUCCAGGCAACUGCUUCCCAAGGAAGUACUACUAAGCCCAUCAGUGUAUCAGAUUAUGUCCCUUAUGUCAAUGCUGUUGAUUCAAGGUGGAGUUCAUAUGGAAAUGAGGCCACAUCAUCAGCACACUAUAUUGAUCGGGACAGAUUCAUUGUUACUGAUUUAUCUGGUCAUAGAAAGCAUUCCAGUACUGGAGACCUUUUGAGCAUUGAACUUCAGCAGGCCAAGAGUAACUCAUUACUUCUUCAGAGGGAAGCUAAUGCUCUGGCCAUGCAACAGAAGUGGAAUUCCCUGGAUGAAGGCCGACAUCUUACUUUAAAUCUUCUAAGCAAGGAAAUUGAACUGAGAAAUGGAGAGAGUGAUUAUACAGAAGAUACAGUAGAUACGAAGCCCGAUAGAGAUAUUGAGUUAGAGCUUUCAGCACUUGAUACUGAUGAACCUGAUGGACAAAGUGAACAAAUUGAAGAAAUCUUGGACAUACAACUUGGCAUCAGUUCUCAAAAUGAUCAGUUGCUGAAUGGAACAGCAGUGGAAAAUGGCCAUCCUGGCCAGCAACAGCAGAAGGACCCAGUAAAGCAGAAGAGACAGAGUUUAGGUGAAGACCGUGUAACUCUGGAGGAACAAAAAACAAUUCUGCCGGUAACAUCUUGCUUUAACCAGCCACUCCCAGUGUCUAUUAGCAGUGCAGGCUGCCUCCCCAUCACCACAUCUGUCAGUGUUGGCAAUCUCAUCCUGAAAACUCAUGUUAUGUCUGAAGAUAAAAACGACUUUUUAAAACCUAUUGCAAAUGGGAAGAUGGUUAACAGCUGAAAGGAGGCUCAUCUUUCAAAUUUGUGACCACACCUUGGAAGCAUUUACACUAGCUUUUUAUAUAUAUAUAAUAUAUAUUAUAUAAUGUAUAUUUUUUUUAAAAAAAAAGAAUAUUAUUGGGGGCAUCCAUUUCCUGUGGACUCUUUGAUACUUCAAGCCCUCUUGCAUUAGCAUUAUGAAAAAAAAAAAAGAAAAUUUACUUUACUAGGGUAAUGUUCACUUUCCAGAAAUUAUUGGAAUUUGGACAUUUAACUUAAGCUUCAAGCAGCUUUUUAUGAGUUUGUAGCAAUCCGGUGCAGUAACUGAGCCAUUUCCUAUUUUAAAUGGCUUCUACAGUAAAUUAACAACUCAGUUAUUAAACUAGCAGGAUCCUACAAUGAUACAUCUAGUGAAAGUAGAGUUAAUUAAUUAACUAAUUUAUUUCUAUUUUAUGUUUCACUGAGAGAAAUAUCCAUCUCAUUCCAGAUGCUUUAUUUAUCUUUUUUAUUGAGCUUUGCAUGUAUUUUUCUUUUUUGUUUUUGAAGAGUGAAGUUAGAUGUUCUUACCAUAGAGUUUUACAGGGUUAUAUACUAGCUUUACUGCAUUAUAUGUAGAAGUGUGGUGCAGUGCUUUUUAUCUGUAGCGUUUAAUUUUUUUAAUUUUCCAUUUUUCAAGGAUAGUUUCUGCUUUGUUAAUAUUUAUACAAAGGCUACUUGUUGAAGUAAUUAACUAAAAAUAUAACCAAGUGCCUAAGUCUUUCAGCUGAUGUACUAGAUAUUAAAUUCUCCUAAGUUAUGCAGAAUCGUUUUUACAAUUUUGAUAAAUUAUGCACUAAUGUAAUGGCAAUUUUUUAAAAUGCAGAUUUAAGCCUGUACAUUAUUGAAUCUGAUGACUUGGCAAAAGAAUCAGGUGCUUUCAGCUUUCUUGAGAAAACCCUGUAUGUAGCGUUUGCACUGAUUAACAAGACGGUAUUGCUGGGUCUUUAAUUUAAAUUAAUUUGGGUGUUCAUUGCAUUGUUUUAGUUACAUAUUGUUUAUUGUUUACUUCAUAUUGGGUUUAAUUUUCCAUGUUUUCUGACUGUUAGGUUGAUAAGACUUUGAACCAUGUAGUAGUAGAACAUUGGCUAACAUUUAUCCAUACUUAAAAACAUGAAUAAUUUCUGCCCUGCCAUAAUGUGACUGAAAUUUUUAGUUGGCAUCUGUCUAGCCAGCCAUGUCUCAGAUUUGUGAGUGGUAUUUUAUUGAAGCUUAAAUUUCAGUCAACGUUUGAAAACAAAAGCUGGGCAUUUCUUCCUGGUGGUAAUAUUACCUAUAGUUUGUUGGGUUUUUGUUUUGUUUUGUUUUUCCUCCAUUUCUUUAAGAUUAGUUUGACUUUUAUUGUUUUUUAAUUAACUUCUGUGAAGUUGUUUACUCUGAAAAUUGUACUGGAAUAUUUUAAGCCAAGCUGAUCUUUCACCAGGUGUACUGUAUGUAAGGGCUUCUCCUGCUAGCAAGAUGCUUAAACAGGAUCAUGUUAUUGGUCGUCUGAGCUAUUUAGUUAUUUUACAAAAAAAAAAAAAACCACAGCAUUGUAUCAGAUAAGAUUUUGAUAAAAAGUUUUGUGCACAUUUCCAGGGGUGGGAGGGUUGACAUUUCCCUGAAAUUUCUUGAUUGGAAUGAGUAAAUACUGGUGUUUGAUAACUGUCUUAAUGAACAUGCUCAUAAGGUGACUGAUAAGUUGUAAAUAAUACCUGAGAAACAAAGGGGUAGUUUUGAUAUUCUGGUGUCAGUAUGGAAGAUCUUACACAUUUAUUUAAUACUUAAGUGUAUGGAGAUGUUUGUUUGUAGCAUAACAGCACAGUAGCCUUGACUUAAUUUCCUUUGGUUAAUACUGUACCUUUUGCCAUGGCCAGUGCUCCCCAUCCCUACAAAGACAUUUUAUUUAUUUCACUCUAUAACCUGAAAUGAAUAGGAACAAGAGUUUUAAACCAUGUUACAUUAACUUAUUUCUGACAUUAUGUAUUAGCCUAGGAUAUUACAGGAACUUGAUUGUUAUAUAAUUUAUAUCAGAACCUUUCUAUGAAUAUGAGCUUAUUACAUUUGAAAUGCUUCCAAUGCUCUUUUUUUUCCUUUUGUAAUUCCAAAAAGGUUAUGUAAACCAGUCUGUCUAUUUCAUGGAUAUUUAAUAGUGAGAUCUUCCAUGUUGAAGGUAAUGUAUUUUUUUUUAAGAUUUUAAAAUUGCUAUUUUGUUACAAAAUAGAGACCUAUUAACAGUUGAGAGCUCCUUAUGUGCCCUCAGGGAAAGAACCCUCUGUGCAACAGAACUACACAAACAUCUUCAGUACUUUCUGAGGGUGGUUAUAUACUACAUAAAUUGAUCUUGUGUAAUUAUCCUUAUCUUUUUAAUUUUAAAAUUGACAUUUGAAGCGUGGUUGUGCUCUGCUGGAGGGGGUUGGGAUGCUUAGGUGUUUGCCUACUUGUUCAGUAAAUUACAUUUGCAUCAGUAUGUGUUCCUGCCAACCUUAUUGGUAUGUCUCAAAUACUUAGUGUCAAAAAUAAUACUUGUCUUGCAGUAGAUGAUCCCAGAAAAUAGUAACUCCCUAUUCUUAGAUUUUUACUCUUUCUCACUAACAACAAAGGAAUUGUUUUUGUUUCAUUAUUCUGUAUUGCAUCUUUUAUGUAGUGUCAACCUACUGUCUGUUUUGGUGGGUUAAUGUGAAAUAAAGCCAUUGGAUUUCUGCCACUUCAGAAGAAAGGACAGUUAGUCUGACCUUUCUUCAAAAUGAUACCUAAUGAUGUCAUAAGGAAAAUAGUACAAAAAGACCUAGAACAUGGCUUAUUAAAAUUGGGGGCAAUCAUCACUUUGACCCUUUAAUAAGACAUUAUGAUGAAUACGUUUGGCAUCAGAGAUUACAGCUGCAAUAGAAGAGAAAAUUAGUAGUGUUGAUAUCUAAACUGCAUGUGUUGCCUAUGGAUGUAAUCAGGAAAAAGCACUCUUGAGGUCUGAAAAGCAGAAAAAUGAUGUUGGUUUCCUUGUGUUUUGUUUUUCUUCCCAGUUUCUAAAUCCAGUCAGUGUACCACAUUCAGAUGCUGUGAAUAUAGCAUCUUUAGUCUUGUGUGGGGUCAUUUCAUUUUAUGAAUUCUAAGAGUUCUAUGUGUAUUUCUUCUAGUUGGUACCUAGACAAAUCAUAUUCUCUUACCUAUGCUACCAUGACUUAUUUUAAUGCCGUGCAGUAAACCAGUAUAUGUGGGGAUGUGGGGACAGCUGUACAUUCAAAAAAAAAAGAGGUAGCUCUUUAGGCCUAUGGCACUUAUUCUCUUCUUUCGUACUUUUUACCCUAGUAAAAGAACUAAAUGAAACCUCUCAUACAAAAACUAAAAAUUCCCUUUUGUAUGGAUCCUAGUCACUUUGACCCAGAUUUCAAGUUGAUGCUGAGUUACAAAGCACAUCCUGAUUUUAUAUACAGAAGAUUACAGAAUGCAGUGGUUUGUAGGACUUUUGAAAAAUAGGAUCAUUUAACCAUUUGAAAAAGAUUGUUUAAAAGCCACCUGCCCUACUUUUGAAUUUUAGAUGUGAUACAGCCCAUGUUGUCUUUUUAGCUAGAGUUGGACAUUAUAACAAUCGGAUUCAGCAUAUGAUUUCAGCUGUGAAUCUGAGUAUUUCUUCCCUUGUUUCUUUAAAUUAUUUUAUGAGCAGUCUGUCAUCAAUAUUGGUAAUUAAUCAUUAAAGAGAAAAGUUGCAUUGCAGCUGUAUUAGUGUCUUAGAACUUUUCUUGUGUUUUAGUGAAUCAAGAGUACUGAUGGGAUCACUUACUGUAACUUCUUCUACAGAAGGGCACCUUCUGCAAGCAGAACACAAAUGAACAUGCUCAAGGAGUAUCCCGUUUUCUAAAGAUUAAGUUUGCUAGUAACUCCUUUACAUGAGCUGUUUCUUUGUAUCCCUUUGCUGGCAAGGGAGUACAAGGAGUCAAACCCCAGAUCAGAACACCCCACAUUUGAGUGGAGACUUAUUUUUACUCUAAGGGGAGUUAUUCCCCCAAGUAUGAAACUGGCAAUUUUUUUCUCUUAUAUAAAAAAUUAAAAAAUAUCCCCUAAACCAAUGGAAAAUAGAUACUGGCUGCACUUAGUACUGCCAAAAGCCAAAGUCAUUUGCACAUAUUCCAUCAACCUGUCAAGAAUUAGGCCUCUCUUUAUAACCCACAGCAUGAAAGUGCAUGCAUUCUCUUAGCUGGGCAAACAAUUAUACUGUAGUUGUGAUACAACACAUGUGGCUUUUAUUUGUACUGCACAUACCCACUGUACAGCCACUUGGGAGUAUCGUGGUUAGCUUACAACAACUGCCGUUUGCAUUUAUACUGUUUAUUGCAUAUUCUUUUCCCUGGAAGUGAAAGAGAAAUGUUCUUCUUGUUGCAUUGAUUACAUUUUAUAAAUUUGCUUAGCUGGAAAGUUUGGGGAAAGAGGCCUAUUUGUCAAUUGUACAACCGAUUGUGAAGCUUAGUGUGAAUAUUUUUACGUCUGUAUUAGACAUUUUCUUUGCAAAUCUAUUGUUCGAUUGAAAUGUAAAUGAAAUUAAAGAUGGUGUACACCCAUCAUGUAAAAAGCAGGCACCAUCUCUAAGAUGGAUUUAAUGCUCAUUUUUAAGGCAUAUACUCAGCUUCUAUUUAAAACUAUAAAAUAAUUCUGUACAAUGAAAUAUGGGGAAUAUAUAUGGGAAUAAAUUCUAUUCCAUUUAUUUCAAUUUGAAUUUCCAAAUUGUAAUGUUUCCCUUUGUGCUAUAGGAAUAGGAUUAAAUGGGGGGAAGGCUAGAACUUAUAAGGCCUGUAUAUGGGGGGAGGGCAGAGAUGGAACAAUGAGGGUUGUGAUGAUAGUGAAUAGCAAAGAGUGAAUUCUAUGUGUUUUUGCUGUAGCACUGAAGUGAAGAGAUAUUAGCUUUGGCUGUUCACAAACUAGAGCAUCAUGAUUUUCAGUGUUUGAGAGAAAAUUGAUGGAAAAAGUUUGCAGUACUUGACAUGUAUUUGCAUGCACAAAAUAAAAUUAUUUGUCCACCUUAAAA